This is a messenger RNA of Cuscuta epithymum, 1117 nucleotides long. The record is from the annotation of a GenBank genome assembly. Lineage: Eukaryota; Viridiplantae; Streptophyta; Magnoliopsida; Solanales; Convolvulaceae.
CUAAUAUAUGUAUUGGCCAACUAUGCCAUUUGGCAGCAUUCAUUUCCCUCUCAUCUCUCUUCCCUUUCCAAUACCUCUCCAUCUUUCUUCUCAUUCAUUUCAGUCAACCACUCUUCCCGCACACACAUUUUUGCAGUUUUAUUAAUACAUUUUCCAUCCCUGCAGAAAAUACGCAUUAUAAAAUACGCAUUAUAUAGUGAUUUGGGUAGUUAUUACUUUUACAAAAAAGCUUUAUCCCGUAUCAGAAGUAACCGUCCGUCCCAUCAAUCUCCAGAAACCUGAGAAUCGCAGGAAUCCGCAUUUCUUCUCCAAUGGAAGACGACCGGGUGGGCAACAACAACCGCAGGAGCGGCGGCGCGGUGAAGAAGGAGGAGGACGCCGGAGAUCCGAUCGUGUGCACGGGGAAGACCCGCUGCAAGUCGUGCACGGCGGGGGUAAUCGCCGACUGCGUCGCGGUCUGUUGCUGUCCGUGCGCCGUCGUGGACAUUUUGGUCCUGGCAUUAUUCAAGGUUCCGUGGACGCUGGGGCGGAAGUGUCUCGGAUUGCCGCGGCGGAAGAGGGGGAGCAACGGCCGCGGCGGCGGAAGGAUAUGUAACAGGGAGAGGGGCUGCAGCUACCGCAGCGACGACGUCGUUUCGAGGAUGGGGAGCGUUUGGGGUUCCGGAAUUGAAUCGGCGGGUUUUGGAAUUGAAGACCUAGAAUGGGUAAAAGGCAAUUUUAGCGCCAGGUUUAAUGCAGAUGAGGUUUGGUUAGAGUUAUCUGAAGUUGGUCAUUUGGGUUUUGGGAGGGUUUCUUGUACUGAAAUUCCCUCUGUGUAAAAACAAUUAGUUGAGGGAAAAAAGGGGGUGAAAAUGUGAAAUAGUACAAGUAACAUAUAAUGCAUUAAUUGGCAUCUCAACAUUAAUGAUGUAUGUAGAAAUACACCUAAAUUAUCUUAGACUAGUGCUUCUCAAUCUAAAAUCAAAUAUUUCUUUAUUGAUGGUUGAAUUUAAAGGUUGUGUGGGGAAAAUUAUAAGAUUCUAAGCAUGGGAUUGAAAAUUUGAUGGACUGUGUAAUCUCAGGCAUUAAAAAGAGAUCUCAAGUUCUUUCAUUGCAUUUGUUAUGUAUCAUCAACUCG